This is a messenger RNA of Rubroshorea leprosula, 1027 nucleotides long. The record is from the annotation of a GenBank genome assembly. NCBI's taxonomy places the organism in Eukaryota, Viridiplantae, Streptophyta, Magnoliopsida, Malvales, Dipterocarpaceae.
GUGCUAGGUGGAUGAUCUUUCUAGGAUGUACAGGCUUUACCAUAAAAUACCCAAGGGAUUGGAACCGAUUCUUAAUACAUUCAAGCAGCAUGUCACUAAUGAGGUUACUGUUCUCGUUCAACAAGCCGAAGAUGCUGCAAGUAACCAGGCUACAACUUCUUCUGGUGCCCCAGAGCAGGUCCUCAUCAGGAAACUAAUUGAAUUGCAUGAUAAGUACAUGGUCUAUGUGACUGACUGUUUUUCAAACAACACACUAUUCCACAAGGCUUUGAAGGAGGCUUUUGAGGUCUUUUGCAACAGAACUGUUGCUGGCGUUUCUAGUUCUGAACUUCUGGCAACUUUCUGUGAUAAUAUCCUCAAGAAAGGCGGAAGUGAGAAAUUGGGUGAUGAAGCUAUUGAAGAAACACUUGAAAAGGUGGUUAAACUCCUUGCGUAUAUUAGUGAUAAAGAUCUUUAUGCUGAGUUCUACAGGAAAAAGCUUGCUCGGCGUCUACUUUUGGACUGUAGUGCUAAUCAUGAUCAUGAGAGGAAUAUUUCGACUAAGCUGAAGCAGCAGUGUGGGGAACAGUUCACAUCCAAGGAGGGCAUGGGGUUGCCAUCUUUAGGAGAGAAGCAUGAUGAGUUCAUGCCAAGGGAGCUUGGUAAAAGAUGGUCGAGUCAUAAAGUCAUGGUCUGGUGGCUGUUGCAAUUCUUCUAUUAUCUUGAUAGGUACUUCAUUGCUCGGAGUCAGAGAUCACUUCCUGCACUUAAUGAAGUUGGAUUAACAUGCUUCUGUGAUCUGGUAUGUGAUGACUUCUUUUUGCAUCUAAUGUUAAUCUUAUGUGCUAGUUUGAGUUGGAUUUGAAUAUGCUUCUUUUUGUUCCAAUUAUCCUGUUGACUCAUUUCAUGAUAUUGCUUUUUCUAAUUUUAGGCAUACAAUGAAAUAAAAGAUAAAGUCAGAGAUGCCGUAAUUAUCCUGGUGAGUUCAUGCCUUGUAUCUUUUCAGGAUUGUAAGUCUUAUUUUGAAUAAGAAACGAAGUGUAAGAAU